This is a messenger RNA of Heterocephalus glaber (naked mole-rat), 3368 nucleotides long. Lineage: Eukaryota; Metazoa; Chordata; Mammalia; Rodentia; Bathyergidae. The record is from RefSeq and is a predicted model, not a curated record.
GCUGGAGCAGAGGAGGGGAAGCCAUCCUGGCAGCUACUGGAUUGCUCUCGGAUAGUGAAGGCAGGGCUUGUGGAGCCUGGAGAGAAGAAAAAGCUCGAAGAUAACCCUUUGGUCUUCAAUGGAUGGCCUGAGCAGGGGGCGCUCAGCAUCUGAUCCCCAAACCACCCUGGACCGCAGAAGGAGCGAGUGGAGAGGACACAACAGGGGUUUGCUGGCCCAAAUCCAGUGCCAUUGUUCUACCGGAGGAUCAUAAAGACCCAUUUUAUUACACUGGCUGUUCAAGAAGUUGUGUGCCUUUUGUGACCAUUGUCAGGAUACCCCUCAUCUUCUGAACCUCACAACUCUAGUCUCCUACAUUGGAUGUCCUAAGGAGAAGAUACAGAGUAUUUUCAGAAGUAGCCCACUGUAUCUGGGAACUGGAGUCUACAUUUGGAAACACAAAAGAGAGUAUAAACAGUGAAAGACCCACUGGGGACCUGGAGGAUGGCCUUUUCCAUGAGACUGACUUUUCUGUUCAAAGCUUUAGCUGGCAAAUUCCCAUUAAUCACAGUGACUUCACAAUAUUAAAAAAUCAUGAGAGUCGGCUGUCCGACGUCCUACAGACUAAGUUUGGCUGUAUCUCCACUCUGAUCUCUCCAGCCCUGGCAGGUAACAGCCAGCCUCUUGCUCAGCAAGUCUUCAGAAAAAGGCUGAGUCCUGGACUAGAGUUGUCUGUCUGGAAGGAUGACCUCACCAGACAUGCUGUUGAUGCUGUGGUGAAUGCAGCCAAUGAAGAUCUUUGCCAUGGGGGAGGCCUGGCUGGGGCCCUGGUGAGAGCUGGGGGCCAUGAAAUCCAAGAGCAGAGCAGACGAUGGGUGGCCAGUUAUGGUAAAGUACCAGCUAGUGAGAUAGCUAUCACUGGAGCAGGACGGCUUCCCUGCAGACUGAUUAUCCAUGCUGUUGGGCCUCGGUGGGAGGCAAUGGAUUCACUGAGAUGUAUUGAUAAAUUGCAAAGGGUUAUUGCCAGAAUUCUGCAGUAUGUGAACUAUGAAAAUACAAGCAUUACGACAGUUGCAAUUCCAGCCCUGAGCUCUGGAAUUUUCCAGUUUCCUCUGGAUUUGUGUACGCAGACUAUUUUACAAACUAUUCAGUGGUAUCUUCAAGGGAUGCAAUUGGUUAGUAAUUUGAAAGAAAUUCACUUGGUAAGCAACGAGGACCCUACUGUGGCUGCCUUGAAAGCUGCUUCAGAAGUCUUCCUAGGGGAGAAUGAGCUGGGCCCCUGGAUGAGUCAAGAAACCACUCCUCCUGUCAGUAUUCACACAAUGCAGGGGCUGACCCUACAGAUUAUCCAGGGCCACAUUGAACAGCAGACGACAGAUGUGAUUGUUAACUCUGUAAACCCAUUCGAUAUUAAAAGCGAACCUGUGUCAAAAUCAAUUCUACAACAGGCAGGAAAUGAAAUAGAAUGGGAACUUACUGACAGAAUACCUAAACUGCUUUCAGUUUCCAAAUUUGUACUGGUCACAGAAGGAUUUGAAUUGUCCUGCCGAUAUGUAUUUCAUGUACUGUGGCAUUUAACAUAUCCUAAACAUCUGCUAUUGAAAAAUGCAGUAAAGGAAUGUUUGGAAAAAUGCCUUGAGCUAAAUAAAACUUCCAUUUCCUUUCCUGCCCUUGGGACUGGAAGCAUUGGUAUAAAGAAGAAUACAGUAGCAGAGAUCAUGUUUGAUGAAGUUUUAACAUUUGCCAAGUACCAUUUGAACGAAAAACUAACUGUGAAGUUUGUGAUCUUUCCAGAGGAUCUGGGGACAUAUAAGGCUUUCAGUGCUGAAAUGGCAAAGAAAUCCAAGAUGCUGAGUCUCAACAGUCAUAGAGUCCCCCACCAGUGGACCAGAGAAGACCAAAGAGAAAAUGGGCUUAAAGAUGGAUCCCCUGGAGUCAAUCUUAUGGGAUUCAACCUGGAAGAGAUGCAUGAGGCUGAAGCAUGGAUCCAAAAGAUCCUGACCUCCCAGGACCACCACAUCAUUGAGAAUAAUCACAUUCUGUACCUUGGGAAAAAGGAACAUGAAUUUUUGUCUGACCUCCAAACAACCACAAGUGUCUGCAUCUCAGAAGUUAUCAGCCUGGAAAAGGCAAAAUUGGAGAUUAAAGGAGCUCAGACUGACUGCAUUGAGGUGGUUCUGAAGAUUGAACGUAUGCUGUGUGAAGUUCAGGAGGAAAUUGUAAGAAAAAAGGAGCAAGGUUUUAAGAACUUGUCAGGACAAUGGACUGAUCAGCAAGGAAAACCCCAAGAUGAAGUGAAGGAAGUGAAGAUCCUGUUUCUGCGAUUCCCAGUGCUUUUAACACAAGAACUUGAGGAGCAAAAGAAACAGUUUGAAAAACAUGGUUUGCUGGUUAUAAAGGUGGAGAAGAUAGAAAACAUGGUUCUUACGGCUGCCUUCCAAAGAAAGAAGAAAAUGAUGGAAGGGAGAACACACAGGGAGCCUGUGAGCCGCAGGCUGUUUCAGCAAGUCCCACGUCAGUUCUGCAACGCGGUAUGCAGAGUCGGUUUCCAGAGAUUGUACUCUGUGCCCUGCGACCCAAAAUAUGGAGCUGGCAUAUACUUCACCAGGAACCUCAAAAACCUAGCAGACAAGGCCAAGAAAACACCUGCCACCGAUAAGCUGAUCUAUGUGUUUGAGGCUGAUGUACUCACAGGCUCCUUCUGCCAGGGUCAUCAAUUAAAUAUUGUCCCUCUACCACUGAGUCCUGGAGCCAUAGAUGGUCAUGAUAGUAUGGUUGACAAUAUGUACAGCCCUGAAACCUUUGUUAUUUUUAGUGGCACACAGGCUAUGCCCCAGUAUUUGUGGAUAUGCACCCAGGAUCAUGAACAGUCACAGGAUUAUUCAUCAGGACCAGUGAUGUUCUCUUCACAGCAGCCUUGGGGGAAAUUCUCAAGAAGCAGCUCUGUUGACUAAUCUUGACAUCAUUUUAAUGACUCACAUGACCUUGGUUUAGGGGAAAUAACUAAAUCAUAACCACCAGUGACUCAAAGAGUGGUCUGAACAUUGCAAAUGAGUCGUCCAUUUGGAUUGAUUGGAUUAUUGGAAGGACCAGCAAUGUAGUAGGAUCUUAGUGCUUUCACCUUUGUCUUUAUUUCUUGGGGCUAGGGUAGAAAGACACCAACCAAAACACUCUUGAGACUGUUCCUUUUCCUUGUCAUUAUUCUUUCAUCUCUUUUACCUUAGGUAAUAGCAAAAAUUUUACAUGCAAUAAAGAGAUUUUUCCAGAAUAUAAUCCAAACCAUUGAUUUUCUAAAAUGAUGAUAUAAAAUAUGACAGCAGAAUGAUUUUAGAUUUUCUAGAGAAUUUUAUAAAGUGCUUUAAAUAUCAAAAUAAAUCACCUUUGAGUAA